Molecule: messenger RNA, 714 nt
Organism: Caenorhabditis remanei
Lineage: Eukaryota; Metazoa; Nematoda; Chromadorea; Rhabditida; Rhabditidae
Exons: 4
Coding region: 1-714 (237 amino acids)
Biological process (GO): negative regulation of transcription by RNA polymerase III
Cellular component (GO): nucleus
Molecular function (GO): RNA polymerase III core binding
Source: RefSeq, a predicted model, not a curated record
AUGGAUGUCUUCUCGCAGACUCUCGUUACAGGAGCAAUCGAUUGUGUUAUCGACUUUAAAUUAGAAACCUAUUCUUCAAAAAUGGUUACGAGCGAAAAGAAGCAGUGGAAAUCCAAUGACAAAUCUGUGAUUUGGGACGAACGUCAGCCGUUGGGAUCAUAUGAAGAGACGGUGAUGAGCGCAUCGCCUAGCGUGGGUCACAAUCACCGCCUUCGACACCUCUCCGAGCGAUCGUGCUCUGGAGGAUCAGACAACGACUUUGACAACAAUGAUUACCUGAUAAAGGAUUCAAUUUCCCGAAAAAGAUUAUAUGAUCUAACGCAAGUUCUCAACUGUUCGUUUCCUGAUCAUGACUUUACGAAUGCGAAUAGCGAGGCUUUCGCUCUCGUCAAUUAUACCGAUUUGAGUCGUCUUGUUGACAUGAAAUUGGAGACAAUCGUCAGAGAUUAUCACAUCAGAAGAGAAGAAUUGUGGGGGCUCAUUGACGACGCGAUUGUGCCCGGCGAUUGUCAAAUCUACAGUUUCAAAUCGCAGUUCGAAGAUGAUCCGUUUACCGAGGACGGCUGCAUCUGGGCUCUUGCGUUUAUUUUCUAUAACAAAGCUCUCAAACGUUUUGUUAUCCUUACGAUUCGUUGUCUAUCGAAGCAAGCUGACACUUCAAUCGAGAUAUUCCCAGAUUUCAGUGAAGACGAAGCCGAGCCACAUGAAAAAUAG